UGACGUCAGAGUCGACAUGGCCAGCUAUCCCUACGGGCAGGGCUGCCCAGGAGCUGGAGGACAAGCACCCGGAGCCCCUCCGGGUAGCUACUAUCCUGGUGGAGGGCAGUAUGGCAGCGGGGUACCCCCUGGUGGCGGUUAUGGAGGAGGUCCUGCCCCUGGAGGGCCUUAUGGACACCCCAGCCCUGGGGGACUCCCCUCUGGGGCUCCAGGAGGACCAUAUGGUGGUGCGGCCCCAGGGGGCCCCUAUGGUCAGCCACCUCCCAAUUCCUAUGGUGCCCAGCAUCCCGGGCCUUAUGGACAGGGACCUCCUCCAGGUGGUGCCCCUCCCAAUGUGGAUCCUGAGGCUUACUCCUGGUUUCAGUCAGUGGACACCGAUCACAGUGGCUACAUCUCCAUCAAGGAGCUGAAGCAGGCCCUGGUCAACUCCAACUGGUCCUCGUUCAAUGACGAAACGUGCAUCAUGAUGAUAAACAUGUUUGACAAGACCAAGUCAGGCCGCAUCGAUGUCUAUGGUUUCUCAGCCCUGUGGAAAUUCAUCCAGCAGUGGAAGAACCUCUUCCAGCAGUAUGACCGAGACCAUUCGGGCUCCAUUAGCUACUCAGAGCUGCAGCAAGCUCUGUCCCAAAUGGGCUACAACCUGAGCCCCCAGUUCACCCAGCUCCUGGUGUCGCGCUACUGCCCGCGCUCCGCCAGUCCCGGCAUGCAGCUAGACCGCUUCAUCCAGGUGUGCACCCAGCUGCAGGCGCUGACCGAGGCCUUCCGGGAGAAGGACACGGCAAUGCAGGGCAGCGUUCGGCUCAGCUUCGAGGACUUCGUCACCAUGACAGCCUCUCGGAUGCUCUGACCCAGCCCUUCUGUAGAGAGUGGUGUGUACCAGGCGACCUUUCCUUGCUCUUUGGAGUGGGAGAAGUGUGUGGGCCGCUCUUCUUUUCCUGUCCAUCCUGAUGCAGCCCUGUUCCCCAAGAGGGCUAGGAGUCCUGUGUCAUAGCCACCAAAUAGUGGGGUCCUGGGUCAAGGCCACACAGGAGAGGACUGGAAUUUAAAUAUCCUUACAGCCCUGAGCAUUUAAGUGGCACAGCCUUGCAGCAGGAGCAGGAGAUGCGUCAUUGUAAUGGAGUUUGUGUCCAGUCGGCUGGGCUCCAGCCUCUAGCUUUCCCUCCUCUGCCCCAAUGCUAGUGGUAAGUGUUCAUAGGCCUCUUACUAUGAGCACCUGUGUCCCUUCACCCAUGCUGACCUGUCAGAUGAAGCCAGUUUCUCCAAAGUGGAAUCUGACUAAGCAUGAAAGAGCUAUGCCCAAGGGACCAGUGGCUUGGAUUCCACCGCCCCCAUGCCCAGAGUUCCUGCGUGUUAACUUCUAGCUGCCUGGGGGCUGUCCCUGCUCAAGGAGCUUGGACAGUCUGCUCUCUGGGCAUCUCGGGCCAGGCUACUGCACUCUGCAGCUUGGACCCCUCAUUUGCCCACCACUCUCUGCUUGGCUUCAGUCCCCAGGGGACAAUUGCCACCUCCACUGCCAAUGUCCUUUUUUGUUGUUAUUUUCAUUUGGGGCCAAAAGUUCAGUGAAGCCGUAAAUUUCAAUAAAAGGAUAAAACUCUGUUCCA
This is a messenger RNA of Miniopterus natalensis, 1601 nucleotides long. RefSeq names its product penta-EF-hand domain containing 1 (gene PEF1). The record is from RefSeq and is a predicted model, not a curated record. Gene Ontology annotation, molecular function: calcium ion binding. Gene Ontology annotation, biological process: COPII vesicle coat assembly. Lineage: Eukaryota; Metazoa; Chordata; Mammalia; Chiroptera; Miniopteridae.